Molecule: messenger RNA, 1765 nt
Organism: Osmerus eperlanus (European smelt)
Lineage: Eukaryota; Metazoa; Chordata; Actinopteri; Osmeriformes; Osmeridae
Gene: ncf2
Product: neutrophil cytosolic factor 2
Exons: 16
Coding region: 62-1561 (499 amino acids)
Biological process (GO): phagocytosis; superoxide anion generation; respiratory burst
Cellular component (GO): NADPH oxidase complex
Molecular function (GO): superoxide-generating NADPH oxidase activator activity; protein binding
Source: RefSeq, a predicted model, not a curated record
UAAAAAGAAAGGUUUUCCUCGACUUCCUCUGUCAGCUUAUUGUUAAUCUGUGAAUCUCACCAUGUCAUUUGUGGAUACUCUACGACAGUGGGACAAAGCAGUAGCUUUGGUAACCAGUGGGGACUUAGCAACCGCACUAAAGGUUUUUCUGGACAUUCAGGAUAAAAACUCAAAAAUCUCAUUUAACAUUGGUUGUCUCCAUUUGAUCAACAAUGACCUAGCCGCUGCUGAGAAGGCAUUUGACUGUAGCAUACGCAAGGAUGAACAUCUCGCCAUUGCCUUCUUUCAAAGAGGAAUAACAUUCUACAAAAAUGGCAGGUUUGAGGAGUCUUUUGCAGAUUUCCAACUUGCCUUUAAGAAGCUAAGGGGGAACCAGCUCAUCGAUUACAAACCUCUUGGUCUUAGAUACAAGUUAUUUGCUUGUGAGGUUCUACACAACAUGGCUCUGACGCAUGCACAUUUGGGCCAGUGGGAGAAAGCUCAAGAAAACCUUGUGAGUGCACUGAAUCUCAGAACAGAAUCCAAGCUCAUCCACAUUGACAAGGCUCUGGAAUGCAUACUGAAGCAGAAGCUUUUUCAGCCUGUUGAAGUUCCUAAGAAUGUUCUCUUCAAACCUAACCAGAACUAUGUUGCUGAGCUGGAAAAGAAGGACUAUCUGGGCAAGGCCAAGGUUGUUUCCUCCAUUGUGUUUGAGGACGAGUUUUCAGGAUUUGCUCCAUUGCAACCACAGUUGGAAGAUGCUCCUGUUGCUCCAAAAGCACCAGAGGUUCUAAGAGCUCUGGAGGGAGUAGCCCACACUGUCCUGUUUGAGUUUGUACCUGAGACAAGUGAUGAGCUAGCUGUGGUACCCGGCAACGUUGUAUUUGUGCUGCAGAAAGGGACUGAUAACUGGGCCUCGGUCAUUUUCAAUGAGAGACGGGGACUAGUUCCCUACAAUUACCUGGAGCGUCUUGAAAGGACCUUAUCACCUAAACAAGACCCGAAUGGUAUUGAAGAUCAAAUCCCAGCACCUCCCAGACGGGAACCACCAAGCAGACCAAAACGAGAACCAGCUUCUUGGGCUCCAGAGAAUCAGACUAUAGAUCACCCAGACUCUGAGGCUGGUGUGUCCCAGGAAGAUGAUGAGUGCACAGUGAAAGUGCACUUCACGUACACAUUCACAGUCAGCGUAGGACGAGGCGCAUCUUACGCCACACUUGUUGAAAAAAUUGCAAGCAAACUGCAACUUCCUGUAAAAUCCAUAACCCUGAGCUAUUCCCCCCAAAAAAGGGCAAUUAAUCAGGACACACGGAUGGAAGAUGUUUGGAGUCAAGUCAAGGAUGGUCAUCUCACCCUAUGGUGCACCCUCCAGGAGGACAUGAAUGAACAUACAUUGCUGGCAGCUGUUCAUUCUUUUGAAUCCUCAAACCCCGAGGAUCUUACUUUCUAUAAAGGGGACACCAUUAUACUUCUUGGUAAAGUCAACGAAGACUGGUUUGAAGGGCAAUGCAAAGGAAAGAUUGGCAUAUUUCCAGCAGCCUUUGUGAAAGAAGCACCUCUGAAAUCAAGUCAAGAUGAGUAAUCAUCUGAACCAUGGUGCCUUCGUCACUGGUGUCUUUCCCAGUUUCUGCUCCAAGCCCUGCCAGCUACGACCCACCAGGAAUGAGGCUGAAAUUGACACAGGCACCAUCAAAUGGAUUUCAAUUUUGGGUCAUUGCACCAUUUUGAGUUAUUUAAGGAACUCUUACUAUAACUUUUUCAGAUUACAAUAAAACAUUUAAUUGCA